UUUUUGGGAACCAAAGCACUCCUUGCCAACACCUUUGACACAGUUCCCCUGUCACCCAAAUGUAGCCACCGAACACCGUAACAAUACCAGAAAAGACACAGAGUUCCAGUGUUCCCGAGUUCCACAGUUGCACAGUUCCAGAGAUGCCGCUGGCCAAGAAGGGACAUCUUAAAAAACACAAGUGGCCGGCCGCCGAUGCCGUCGUCGAGGACUUGAAGAAGGUCGUCACCGUUCUUAUCGAGACUGAUAUCAAGAAGCCCAAGAAGAUCAAGUCCAAGGGCAAGCUGAAGGGCAAAACCAAGUCCAAGGUCAAGGGCAAAUCAAAAGGCAAGUCCAAGGACAUUGCCGCUCCGGCUCCGGAGGGUAAUGAGAUGACUGGAGGCCCCUUCAGUCCGUCGCGAGCGGAGCGGGGCAGCGGGGACGGGCCGCACCAGGCGCGAUCCCAACCCAGUCUGGUGGCUUUGCACUUCCUGGACAUCUCGCUCCGCCAUUCGGACGUCCAGUUGCUGCAGUCCUCGAGCGAAGGCGUCAACGAGCGGCUGGUGGCCUUCUACUACACGUACUUGCAGCAGCGUCGCUACCGCACCGAGACGGAUCUGAUGUUCCUGCCACCGGCUCUGACGGCCCGGUUGGGGCACAUGGAUAUGCGGGAACUGAGGCACACUGUCAGGGAUCGACGCCUCCACGAGAAGCCCUUUAUUCUGCUACCAUUGUCCACCCAUCCAAGACCCCAUGGACAUUGGUCCUUGUUAUUGGUUUCCCGGCCGGAUGGAAAAUUCUUUCAUUAUGAUUCCCAGGACAAUUGCCAUAGCAAGCUGGCGGGCGCUGUGGCGGAAACUUUGCGAGCACCCCUCGGAGCCUGGGACUUUGUGGUCGUUACCGGGCGCUGUUUACAGCAACAGCCCCAACAGCACGGUGACCCCCAAUCGGGUAUCCAUCUCUUCUGUAUGUCCGAUCAUGUGGCCGAUUAUGUGACCCGGUGUGGCUAUGCCACCAGUUCCCUACUGAUCGCCUGGGAACAGAUCACCGCCAUGCGGACCAGUCUGCUGCAGUUGAUCCAAUCUCUAGGAGGCAUCCUGCCCCCCAAGAAGGGUCACUAAAUAUGCCCAUUAACGAGGCGGUCUUUUACAAUUUAUUUUCAUUCUAUUACUUGUUUUAAUUUUUAAUGCAUAGAGAAGCAAAUAAAAAUAAAGGUAUUAC
This is a messenger RNA of Drosophila ananassae, 1200 nucleotides long. Its product is annotated as sentrin-specific protease 8. Gene Ontology annotation, biological process: proteolysis. Gene Ontology annotation, molecular function: cysteine-type peptidase activity; deNEDDylase activity. Bases 144 to 1100 code for a protein of 318 amino acids. The transcript has 2 exons. Lineage: Eukaryota; Metazoa; Arthropoda; Insecta; Diptera; Drosophilidae. The record is from RefSeq and is a predicted model, not a curated record.